Messenger RNA from Aspergillus melleus, 1587 nucleotides. RefSeq names its product class I SAM-dependent methyltransferase. Gene Ontology annotation, molecular function: protein-arginine omega-N symmetric methyltransferase activity. Gene Ontology annotation, cellular component: mitochondrion. NCBI's taxonomy places the organism in Eukaryota, Fungi, Ascomycota, Eurotiomycetes, Eurotiales, Aspergillaceae. The record is from RefSeq and is a predicted model, not a curated record. Bases 1 to 1587 code for a protein of 528 amino acids. The transcript is spliced from 2 exons.
AUGGACUCCGCGAUCUUGAAUCAGCUGUUUCGACAGCUGUUUCGACAUCCUGCCUGCCAAUGUCCGCGGCCGUCCUCGAUCCUGCCCGCGCGCAGACCCGGCACUGUGCGCUUCUCGACACCUCCCCGUCAGCAGUCUCGUACUUUCAUCUCGCGAAUGAGAAGGAAGAUGAAGUAUGAUGAUAGCGAGACAUUGUACUGGACGAGACGGGAGGAUUACCCGUUGGAUUUCGCGGAGACCAUGACCUACCCUCUUGUGACGGCCAAGGACCUGCGGCGUAAUCGUGAGCGGCCGCGGCGCAUAAGGAUGUUGACCAGAGAAUUCAUUGACGGUACGGGAACCACAAAACAAGCGUCUCAAUCUAGCAGGCUCGCUGACUUUGACUUCGUGCCACUUUUAGAUAGUUUAUACAAUCCGCAUUACGGCUAUUUCACCAAGCACGCGACCAUCUUCAGCCCUGGUGAACCGUUCCAGUUCAACCAAAUUAGCGACGGGCCCUCGUUUCAUCAGUUGUUGGAGGAGCGAUAUACAGAGUUUGAGGACCGUCUGGAUCUACAGGAGCCUGAUAUAGCUCGUCAGCUCUGGCAUACGCCCACCGAGCUUUUCCGUCCCUACUACGGCGAAACACUCGCACGAUACUUGGUUUCCAACUACAAGCUGACACUAUACCCCUACCACGACCUGAUCAUCUACGAAAUGGGUGCCGGUAACGGUACGCUGAUGAUCAACAUGCUGGACUUCAUCCGCGACACAGACUACGAGGUCUACCAGCGUACUAAGUUCCGCAUUAUCGAAAUCUCGCCGGCUCUCGCCGACCUUCAGUUCCAAAACCUAAAAGAAUCGCUCCACGCGGCGGGCCACAUAGACCAUGUCGAGAUUAUCAAUCGAUCCAUCUUCGACUGGGACACCUACGUGCACUCGCCAUGCUUUUUCCUGGCCAUGGAGGUGUUCGACAAUUUCUCGCACGACGCCAUUCGUUACAACUAUCAAACGGAGAUGCCCCAACAAGGCGGUGUGGUGAUCAGCGAGUCUGGCGAAUUCAACGAAUACUACAACACGCAGCUCGACCCCCUGGCCGCUCGGUUCCUACGCGUCCGACAGGCUGCUGCUCAACGCGAGUUCCCUUCGCCCUUGGGCAGCAAACUCACCCGGCCCCUGCACCGGGGGAUUGCCAAAUACCGUGACAUCCCACACACUCUGCCCGAAUACAUACCCACUCGCCUCAUGCAGUUCUUCGACAUCCUCAACACCUACUUCCCCGGACACCGACUCUUGACCAGCGACUUCAGCACCCUCCCCAAUGCCAUUCCCGGGCUGAAUGGGCCCGUCGUGCAGACUCGUUACAAGCGCCGCACCGUCCCGGUGUCUACUCCUUUUGUCCAACAAGGUUUCUUCGAUAUCUUCUUCCCCACGGAUUUCGACGUCGUCGAGGACCUCUACCGCGCCAUCACUGGCAAAUUGACCCAGACCAUGAGCCACGAAGACUUCAUGCGUCGCUGGGCGUACAUCGAAGACACGGAGACGAGGAACGGCGAGAACCCCCUCUUGUCCUGGUACAAGAACGCCAGUGUCAUGAUGACGGUGUAA